Molecule: messenger RNA, 2927 nt
Organism: Malaclemys terrapin pileata
Lineage: Eukaryota; Metazoa; Chordata; Testudines; Emydidae
Gene: GGT1
Product: gamma-glutamyltransferase 1
Exons: 14
Coding region: 207-1925 (572 amino acids)
Biological process (GO): regulation of inflammatory response; peptide modification; glutathione catabolic process
Cellular component (GO): plasma membrane
Molecular function (GO): glutathione gamma-glutamate hydrolase
Source: RefSeq, a predicted model, not a curated record
GCUGGGUGAAGCUGCUCUUGAGGACCCUGGGGAAAUGCAGAAAGACUCAGUCCAGUUUAACAGCCACUAACCACUGCCUGGGAGUUCUUACUUCUGAAAUCCCUUUGCAAGCGGGGACGAGGCGAGUGGGAUGAAAGAGCCGUCCUUGGUGUCACUGGCAGAAGGCGAACAGCUCCCAGCUAACAUCCCAGCUUUCCCAAGGAAAGAUGAAGAAGCGCUAUUUGACGGUUGGGAUUCUGACUGGCUUCCUGGUGGGCCUGGUCCUUUUCUUGGGGUUUUUCUUUGGACUGCGCUCAGCCCCGCGGCCCCCAGCGCAGGAUGGACAUCUCUACAAGACAGCAGCUGUAGCCACGGACGCUGGGCAGUGCUCCAUAAUUGGAAGGGAUAUCCUUCAGCAAGGAGGAUCUGCAGUAGAUGCUGCAAUUGCAGCUCUGCUCUGUGUGGGCCUCAUGAAUCCUCACAGUAUGGGAAUCGGAGGGGGUCUCUUCCUCACCAUCUACACCCACACAGGGAAAGUAGAAGUCAUUAAUGCAAGAGAGGUGGCUCCAAAAAAUGCAUCCUUGGACAUGUUUGGGAACAACACAGAGCUCUCCCUUAAAGGGGGCCUGUCCAUUGCGGUUCCAGGAGAAAUUCGUGGCUAUGAAAUGGCUCAUAAGCGGCAUGGCAAGUUGCCAUGGAAUAGCCUGUUUCUGCCCAACAUCAAGCUGGCGAGAGAAGGGUUCCCAAUUGGGAAAGGUCUGGCAGCAGCCAUCAAGUCAAAAGAGAAGGCGAUUGAAAGCAACCCCUCACUGUGUGAAGUGUUCUGCAGAGGAGGAAGAAUCCUACAUGAGGGGGAUGUCAUCAAGAUGCCCAAACUAGCGAACACCUACGAGACUUUAGCCAACGAGGGAGCAGACGCCUUUUACACAGGGAGCCUUGCGCAGCAAAUUGUCACAGACGUCAAGGAGGCAGGGGGCAUCAUUUCAAUGGAGGACCUAAGAGACUAUACUCCGAUCCUGAGUGAAAAUCCUUUAAACAUCACGAUCGGGGAGUUCACCAUGUACACUCCCAGUGCCCCCCUGAGUGGCCCAGUGCUAGCACUCAUCCUCAACAUACUGAAAGGAUUUAAUUUCUCCAGCGACAGUAUCACGACCAUGGAGAAAAAGGGUCUGACUUACCAUCGCAUUGUGGAGGCCUUCCGCUUCGCGUAUGCCAAGAGGACUUUACUGGGAGACCCAGCAUUUGUCAACAUUACGGAGGUGAUCAGGAACAUGAGCUCUGAGUUCUUUGCGGAUAACCUACGGGGGAAAAUCACUGACAACGCCACCCAUACAGUCGACUACUAUGAGCCAGAGUACUACACUCCAGAUAAUGCCGGUACAUCCCAUCUCUCCGUUGUGGCUGAUGAUGGCAGUGCUGUGUCCGCCACCAGCACCAUCAACCAAUACUUUGGCUCAGAAGUUCGCUCCAACGUGAGUGGAAUCAUAUUUAACGAUGAGAUGGACGACUUCAGUUCACCUUACAUCAUCAAUGGCUUCGGAGUCCCUCCCUCUACUGCAAACUUCAUCAAACCAGGUAAACGGCCCAUGUCCUCCAUGUGUCCAUCAAUCCUAGUGGAUAAAGCAAAUAAGAUCAAGAUGGUGGUUGGUGCGUCUGGAGGAACAAAAAUCACCACAGCAACAGCACUGACAAUCAUCAGAUCCCUCUGGUUCGGGUACGAUGUGACAAAGGCUGUAGAAGAACCUCGAGUUCAUGAUCAGCUGUUUCCCAAUGUCACGGAGCUGGAGCAGAACGUAGAGCAGGGCAUAAAAGAGGAACUAAAGAAGAGGAAACACGAUAUCAAGCGGUCUAACAGUAGCGCCAUCGUCCAGGCCAUUCUAUGGACUGCUGAUGGCUGGGCUGCUGUGUCUGAUUCCCGGAAAGGUGGCUUCCCAGCAGGCUACUGAAGUCGCUCAGGCUGCUCUGACAGCCUGCUUCUUUGCUGCUCUAGUGACCAGCUUACAUCUGGGGAGAGGGGGGAGGGAAUACUUGGGCACUGCAACUCAGGGACUGUCACAGGAAAGAAUGAAUUUGCCUGCGGUUCUGCUAAUGGAUCUGGACAGAUGUUAUCGAGGGCCAUUACUGAAAAGUGCCUUACAACAGAUCAGUGUGCUAAGAAGAAACACAAAUCUCCCAGAAUAUACAGCACCUACCUAAAGGGUCUAGUCCCUCCUCCUGCUCACCAGGGAUUGAGUGCACAGCAUUUGGAAGGUCCAAAGCCCCAGCUGCAGAAAGUGUUCCUUUGGUUUUCAGCUUUAUCCAGCCAGUGGCUGUCCUUGUCUGUCCUCUAGAAGUGACCGCCUUCCCGUGAGACAUGAAUGCUGGGCUGUGAAUGGGAUGCAAGGUGCUGGCAACUCUACACUGUAAAGCAGUACACCCGAGCUACAGUCUGAAGAGUGAUUGGGAUAACCCUUUUCCACACCCUCCCCAUUUUCUUAACAGACUAUCGUCUUGCUUCUCAUUUCAGGAGUUUGAGGCAUGACGGGGUAGCUGAAGAAGUGAUGGGGCCAAUGUCUUUUGUUUGUUUUUGAUAUCUGUUCAAAAGCUGUAAAGGGAAGACAGAGGCUACCUUUUAAACUUAUGCUGAAAGAGAAUUACAGGCCUAUGGAGGUAAACAUCCCUGCUCUCACCUGUACAGUACACGUGUCCACAAGGGAUCGGAAGACUCUAUAUGACUAAGGCACUGCAGCAAUUUGGCUCCUUGGUGCAACUCCUUCAGGUGCCAGAAAAUAGGAACAAGGCUCCCUUAUCCGGGAUGCGUCUUCCCUUCUCCCCUCACCCCAGGAGUCUCCAAUUUGUGUCUCACUAUUCUCCCUUCUGCCAGCAUGCAAAUUCCUAGAGUCCAAAGGGAAAAGGGAGGAAGCAUUUAAAGCUGAAUAUCAUGGUAUAAACUACUGACAGCCAGGGAA